Messenger RNA from Rhincodon typus (whale shark), 2270 nucleotides. RefSeq names its product neutrophil cytosolic factor 1-like. The record is from RefSeq and is a predicted model, not a curated record. Gene Ontology annotation, molecular function: superoxide-generating NADPH oxidase activator activity; protein binding. Bases 1 to 1041 code for a protein of 346 amino acids. Gene Ontology annotation, cellular component: cytoplasm. The transcript is spliced from 3 exons. NCBI's taxonomy places the organism in Eukaryota, Metazoa, Chordata, Chondrichthyes, Orectolobiformes, Rhincodontidae. Gene Ontology annotation, biological process: superoxide anion generation.
AUGGAAACCCAAGGCCUGCAUCAACUUCCAGCAGAUGUGGUCCAGUCUCCCAAUGCAGAGUUUCCAACAGAAGAUGCGCUCAAGUCAGCUGAAGCUCAGGAGUCCCACAGUUAUUCAUCUUUCAUGGAACAUUGCGCAGUGAGGGAGGGGCAAAGUGGCACUGUAUUACGGAACGUCCAGCAGCAGGUGGCGAUAGUGAGGGAGAUCACCGAGCAGCGAAGCUCGAGCAAGUGCCAAUAUUAUGCUGUUAAAAGCUAUGAAGCAAAAAAUGAAGAUGAACUGUCCAUGAACGUGGGUGUUAUAGUUGAAGUCUUGAAAAAGUCCAGUGAUGGAUGGUGGUUUAUUAGGUACGACGGUCAGUCUGGGUAUGUUCCAUCGCUGUAUCUGCAGCCAUAUAAAAACCCUCAUUCAAAGUUACAGAUUCUCACCAAGCCAGGCAGAUGGGCUUCCACUCCAGAUCUCUCGGCAAACGUUGACAAUUUAGCUGCGCUGUCAAAUGUUGAAAAGCAGAACAUGCACAGUAACCAAGGCAGGUCCCCCACAAAAACCAUCAAUAACUCUCUUAAACUGCAAAGGCAGCAAUCAAGGUCUUCCACCUGCUUGCCUGACGAAAACCUAUCUGAAGGUGGGUUGAGCCUUCCCAAUUCAGACGAGUCAGAUAGCAGGCCAGAAAGCUUGUGCGAUGAUAGUUUAGGCAUGUCAGAGUCAACUGAGGACAGACGUUUGCCAGAUAGUUACCACAUCCUUAAAGGCUCCGAUAAUGUGGCACGACUGUUUGAGAAGAACCUAACUGCUGAAGCCAUGUCCAAGAAUGAUUCGGGAGUGGAAAAGUUGGAUUUGAGUUCCAGGCCUGAAACUUCAAUGAGAGAGAAAAUUCCAGCUACAAACGUCGUCCCCAAAAUACCUCCAAGGCCACAUCGCCAAGAAAUACUGUCAAGGUGCACAACCUUCACCAAGAACGUGGUUCUGAGAUCUCAAAAUAUUCCUACCUUCCAAAGUUACAAGACAGAGCCUUGGGUCACUCAACCAAAGUAUUGCUGAGAAAGAAAAGUUUUGUUUUUUACUUAAACAAUAUUUUGAAAUAGUAUGCAGAAGCUGCAGAUUUUAUACAAUUUAUUUGAUGGAAAUAUAGGUAGUGAGCGAUGCUACAAUCAUAUUAGUUUUUAGGUUUGUGUAUAGAACUGCUACUCGGCAGGGUAGGUACGUUAAUCCAUAAUAAGGGUCACAAUGAAGGAAAAAAUACUAAUUACUCUUUCUUUCUGGAAAAAUCCAUCAAUUGGACUCUGUUAAAGUAGCCACUGAUGCUUAUCUUUUCAUAAUGAACUCUACAGAGUGACACCAGGAUUGACAAGAGGAAUGCUCAUUUUCAGCACAUCCCAAAUAACAAUUGUGUAAAUACCCAUUAAUUAUAUUUGAUUAAUAAGUCAAUAUUUGAUAGUUUUUAAAUAUAGUAAAUAACUGAUUUUGGGACGUUCUGAAGUGAAAUUUGUUCGGUGUGACAAAUAUCGAAAUGUUUUUAAUGCGAUGCUACAAUGAAGGUAGUCAUUGAUUUAAAAGUUUACUGUUACUGGUUGUUAAAGUUUAUUAGUAUUUCUGGCUGGCUUUGAGGCAUCCAAAUCAAACAACAUUUCUUCCAGGUCUGUCUGUAGUCCAAUCCCAGACCAACACUAUUUGUUUUUUUAAUUGCCUCCUGAAUUUGCCAAGCAAACAACUCUGUUGUAACAAAAUCACUGCAAUGCAGGUUAAGUCAACUAUCAACUUUUCAGGGCAAUUCUGGAUAGCUAAAAAUACCCACAAACCAAUUUUUCAAAGAAAAAAGCCUUGGUAAAGGAUUACAGGUAGAAAAAUAAGAGCUCCCUCAGUUAUUGCUGAAACUUGUGUCAUUGUACACUUAGUGAGAAAAGUGAUUCAAAUCCAUCUGGUCAACCAUGAUUCUGCCCAAUUGACAAAGAAAAUCAAAACUGAUAUUAUAACUUAGCAACCAAUUAUUAUAUUCAAAUUUGAGCAAGUUGUAUUUUCCAUAAUGGAAAAAAAAGCUGUUCAUCAUUACACAACCAUAGCUUAUGUUAAGAAAUGUAACCAGGUAUUUUCUAGAUAUGGGAUGGUACAAUAACUACAACGGAUUUGUAUCUUUCCAGGAAUCAUGUCCUUUACUUAUAGGUGACAACUGGUUUUCUGGUUCAGCUAUAUUUGCUCUUUUAUUUCCUUUGAUAAUGAUUCUGUACUUUUGAGUUAUGCAAAAUUGCAAUAAACGUUUUAUGUAUUUUAAA